AUGCUCAAGGCAACGCACCAUCUGUCAGUCGCCCAGUCAUCUCGCAAGAUGCCUUACACUCUCGUCCUUCUGCGUCACGGCCAGAGCGAAUGGAACGCCAAGGACCAGUUCACCGGUUGGGUCGAUGCCCCCCUCUCGGAACUGGGUCGCGCUGAAGCACUCCGCGGCGGCGAGCUGCUCAAGGAGCGCAACAUUCUUCCAGACGUGGUACACACCUCUGUGCUUCGUCGCGCCAUCGAGACGGCCAACAUUUCCCUCGACAAGGCCGACCGCAACUGGAUCCCUGUCCACCGCUCGUGGCGCCUCAACGAGCGUCACUAUGGUGCCCUCCAGGGCAAGAACAAGGCCCAGACGCGCGACGCGUAUGGAGACGAGCAGUUUAUGCUCUGGCGCCGCAGCUAUGACACGCCUCCUCCCCCGAUCGAGGUCAACUCCAAGUACAGCCAGGACAAGGACCCGCGUUACACCGUGCUCGCUGGCGACAUCCCCCGCACCGAGUGCCUCAAGGACGUCGUCCAACGCAUGCUCCCAUACUUCCACGAUGCCAUUGUUCCCGACCUCCAAGCGAACAAGGUCGUCCUCGUCGCGGCGCAUGGCAACUCGCUCCGCGCACUCGUCAAGCACCUCGACGAAAUCUCGGACACGGACAUUGCGGCGCUCAACAUUCCCACGGGAAUCCCCCUCGUCUACGAGCUCGACGAGAAGAUGAAGCCCCUCAAGCGCGGCGGCGAGUAUCUCGACCCGGAGGAGGCGGCCAAGUCGGCAGCCGCCGUCGCGAACCAGGGCAAGAAGUGA
Molecule: messenger RNA, 795 nt
Organism: Apiotrichum porosum
Lineage: Eukaryota; Fungi; Basidiomycota; Tremellomycetes; Trichosporonales; Trichosporonaceae
Gene: GPM1
Product: Phosphoglycerate mutase
Exons: 1
Coding region: 1-795 (264 amino acids)
Biological process (GO): glycolytic process
Molecular function (GO): intramolecular phosphotransferase activity
Source: RefSeq, a predicted model, not a curated record